AUGAGCAGAGGAUGGGAAUUGGCAGUGGUCCCGAUUGCUAUCGCUGUCGAUGGAGGUGAUGAUGAGGGAGGUGAUGUUGAUGAGGAAGAGACGGGAGGUAGAGAACCAGUUGCAAGAGUUAGCUUUUGGAGGUUCGUUGCAAGAGCUUCCUCAGGACUGAGAGAGGGAGAUGGAAAGGGUCUCUGCAUUUUGUUAGGCAUCUUUCACGGUGUUUCUCGACCUCAGUGGUCGCCGACGCUGUCCUGCACUGCGCUAACACUAACACCAACACUGCUCGUCGUCGGUUAUGAUAAUAAUAUUAAUGAUGAUGAUGUUGACGAUGAUUCUAAUGAUGAUGAUGCUGAUAAGGAUAAGGCGAUAAAGGUUAUAUUCAGUCGAAGACGCGAGUUUCAAACAAGGAUUCCACCCAAGACGUCAUAUGCAUGUAGGCAAGAAGAAGAUGAAGAAGAUGGAGAAGAUGAUGAUGAUGAUGAUGAUGAAGCAGAAGGUACAGACGAUGAAGCACAAAGUCGGUGA
Orbilia oligospora ATCC 24927 is the source of this 516-nucleotide messenger RNA. RefSeq lists its product as uncharacterized. The transcript is spliced from 2 exons. Bases 1 to 516 code for a protein of 171 amino acids. NCBI's taxonomy places the organism in Eukaryota, Fungi, Ascomycota, Orbiliomycetes, Orbiliales, Orbiliaceae. The record is from RefSeq and is a predicted model, not a curated record.